AUGUUCGCCAUCAGAUUAUGGGAAGCGUCUGAAAGGGACAAAUCGCGCGAUGCGAACGCGCGAGCAGCAGCCGGUGCGUUCUUGGCCGGUUUGAAGACGAAGAACGAUGAGAAGCGAGUGAAAACCGCUAAAGACUUGUUCAAGUUUGUGGCUGGUGAGCUGAAGGAUGAAGCUCCUGAAUAUAUGCAGGAGUUUAUAUCGUUCCUUGACACUAAGAGUGAUCAGAGUGCUGUGCAUGAAUGUAUUUAUAGUCCCGAUUUGGACGAGAAGAAAGCUGGCAUUUUCUUGAUAGGUAUGUUAAGGAAAUGA
This is a messenger RNA of Cooperia oncophora, 309 nucleotides long. Lineage: Eukaryota; Metazoa; Nematoda; Chromadorea; Rhabditida; Trichostrongylidae. The record is from the annotation of a GenBank genome assembly.